CCCUGAAUCUGGGGCACCCCAAACACAGGGAACCCCGCCAGGGAACCCCCAAAUCCAGGGGAAACUCCAAAUCUGGAGAGGAACCCCCAAAUCCAGGGGGGCUUCACCCUCUGCAAGUGCAUGACCGACCAGGCCCACCAGGAGGAGCGGCCCAUCCGGCAGAUCCUGUACCUGGGGGAGCUGCUGGAGACCUGCCACUUCCAGUCCUUCUGGCAAGCGCUGGAUGAGAACAUGGAGCUGCUGGAGGGGAUCACCGGCUUCGAGGACUCCGUCAGGAAAUUCAUCUGCCACGUGGUGGGGAUCACGUACCAGCACAUCGACCGCUGGCUGCUCGCCGAGAUGCUGGGGGACCUCUCAGAGUCGCAGCUGAGGGUGUGGAUGAGCAAGUACGGGUGGACGGAGCCAGAGCCGGGGCGGAUCCUGAUCUCCAACCAGGAGGAGAAUAUCAAACCCAAGAACAUCGUGGAGAAGAUCGACUUCGACAGUGUGUCCAGCAUCAUGGCGUCCUCUCUCUGAGCCCCCCAGGAGCGAGCCCUCAACACGGACCCCCCAAUUCCAACCCCCCAACCCCGACCCUGCCCAGUUUAACCAGUAAAGAGGCUCCAACGCGG
Molecule: messenger RNA, 611 nt
Organism: Passer domesticus (house sparrow)
Lineage: Eukaryota; Metazoa; Chordata; Aves; Passeriformes; Passeridae
Gene: EIF3K
Product: eukaryotic translation initiation factor 3 subunit K
Biological process (GO): regulation of translational initiation
Cellular component (GO): eukaryotic translation initiation factor 3 complex; cytoplasm
Molecular function (GO): ribosome binding; translation initiation factor activity
Source: RefSeq, a predicted model, not a curated record